CUCUAUAUAAACCAAUCUCCCAUUUCAUAGUUCUACCCAAAAAAGGAAAGCCCACGCAUACGCACACACAAAAAAACUACUCUAAAAAACAACUACUUUUACUACUUUUUCUCCUUCUUUCCAUGGAAACACAGCUUGAGAGCUUCUGGGUUUUAGCUCUUGUUUCCAAAUGCAACUCUCUCUCUUCUCAUAGCACUUUUUUUCUUCUUAUGUUUCUCUGCAUGGCUUGGCUUACCAUGUCUUUGUGCUACUGGGCUUACCCUGGAGGCCCUGCCUGGGGUAAACACUGGUUGAUUAAAAGAGAAAGCAAAAUAAUUCCUGGUCCUCGAGGGUUUCCACUGCUGGGCAGCAUGAAUCUCAUGGCUAACUUAGCUCAUCAUAAGCUUGCAGCUGCAGCUAAUCUUUUUAAGGCAAAAAGACUGAUGGCUUUUAGCCUGGGAGACAGUAGGGUUAUAGUCACAUGCAAUCCUGAUGUGGCUAAAGAAAUUCUAAACAGCUCAGUCUUUGCAGAUCGUCCACUCAAAGAAUCUGCUUAUGGACUUAUGUUUAACAGAGCAAUUGGCUUUGCUCCUUAUGGACUAUAUUGGCGAACCCUAAGGAGAAUCGCAGCAACUCAUCUUUUCUGUCCUAAACAAAUAAACUUAACAGAGACACAGAGAUCAGAUAUUGGUUCUCAAAUGGUAUCACUAAUUGCAUGUCAGAAAGGGGAUUUCCAAAUCCGCAGUAUACUAAAAAAAGCAUCACUUAACAACAUGAUGUGGUCUGUGUUUGGGCGUAGAUACGAACUGAGUUCGUAUAAUAGUGAAACAGAACAACUGAGAGGGCUUGUUGAGGAAGGUUAUGAACUACUUGGGAAGCUCAACUGGUCCGAUCAUCUUCCUUGGCUUGCAUGUUUAGAUUUUCAAAAGAUCAGGUUCAGGUGCUCCCAACUUGUUCCUAAGGUCAACCAUUUUGUCAACCAGAUUAUUGACCAACACAAAUCGCAGUUAAACUACAGCCAAAGGAAGCAAGAUUUUGUGGACGUUUUACUCUCACUUCAAGGACCGGACAAGUUGUCAGACCAAGAUAUGGUUGCUGUUCUUUGGGAGAUGAUUUUUAGAGGAACCGAUACUGUUGCGGUUUUGAUAGAGUGGAUACUAGCAAGAAUGGUACUCCAUCCUGAAAUCCAAUCAAAAGUCCAUCAUGAGCUUGAUCGAGUCGUGGGAAGAUCAAGGCCGUUGAUGGAAUCAGAUAUUCAAUCAAUGAUUUACCUACAAGCAGUUGUGAAAGAAGUACUUAGGCUACACCCACCGGGCCCACUUUUAUCCUGGGCCCGUUUGGCAAUCACGGAUACUAAAGUGGAUGGGUAUGAGGUGCCUCAAGGGACCACAGCUAUGGUUAAUAUGUGGGCCAUAACAAGGGACCCAGAGGUCUGGAUGGACCCAGUCAAGUUCUGGCCAGAAAGAUUUAUGUGCAAAGACACUGACACGGAGUUUUCAGUUUUAGGGUCGGACCUUAGACUGGCUCCAUUCGGGUCGGGGAGGAGAACUUGCCCCGGGAAGGCAUUGGGUUUAGCCACAGUUAGCUUUUGGGUGGGGACCUUGUUGCAUGAGUUCGAGUGGGUGCAAUCGGAUCGUGACCCGGUGGAUCUCACGGAAGUGCUAAGGCUUUCUUGUGAACUGGCAAACCCUCUUAGCGUCAAAGUAUAUCCUAGGAGGAGAGGUUGCUAAUUGCUAAUUAGUAGUUAAUUAAGUUGUGUCCUAAUAACAUAUACAGUACAAGAACACAUUGUAAAUAUCCCCUUUGUACGUCUUUCCAUGGCUAAUAAGUAGCAAGUAUAAUAUACCUCUUCAUUGUAAAUUCUGAAUCA
Jatropha curcas is the source of this 1849-nucleotide messenger RNA. RefSeq names its product cytochrome P450 78A9. NCBI's taxonomy places the organism in Eukaryota, Viridiplantae, Streptophyta, Magnoliopsida, Malpighiales, Euphorbiaceae. The record is from RefSeq and is a predicted model, not a curated record. Gene Ontology annotation, molecular function: iron ion binding; heme binding; oxidoreductase activity, acting on paired donors, with incorporation or reduction of molecular oxygen.